AUGGAGACGUUGGCGGCAUUCGACACUGUAGAGACAGCAGAUUGUGUCGAAUCCUGCCCUGUAGCUGGCUUUGAAUCCUCCAUGAUAGUAGCAACAUAUCAGCUGCAUAAGGCAGCGGAGAUUGGUGAAGCGCAGGAUCGUCGCAGUGGCACUCUCCUGCAUUUUCAGCUGGAAUGCAAUGGGGCAAUUAACACCGACGACGUAGAUGUGGUAGUGUGCAAGCUGGAGGAAACAGUGACUUCCAGUGGUAUCUUUGAUAUCAAAUGGAACACGCAAGUGAUGAAUGGCAAGGCCGUGCUGGGCGCUGCCACAGCUGCAGGUUCACUGGAGUUGUACGAGUUGGUUCAGGAAGGAAAGAAGCAGACGCUGCAUCACUCGGAACAUACCACAGAUGCUGAUGCAGCCUCCAUGUGCUUAUCGUUGGACUGGAACAAUCGUGUGCAUGCCAAUGCUCAGCCGUCCAUCUGCUCAAGCCACUCGGACGGCAUUCUAUCGGUCUGGGAAGUUGCACCACACUGCAUCAUUCAGCGUUCCAAGUGGCAGGCGCAUGACUUGUAUGGAUCACCCAUCGAGGCGUGGAUCUCAGCUUUCAACUGUCACGACCCGAAUGUACUGUUUUCAGGCGCAGACGAUGCGGUCUUAAAAGGAUGGGACUUGCGUGCUGGAACUGCAGCACCAACCUUCAAAAACUCGCGUCAGUACUCCAUGGGCGUGUGUAGCAUUCAGUUUCAUCCGCACGAUGAGCGAUUGGUUGCUGCAGGCAGCUACGACGAGCAGGUUGUAGUAUGGGACAACCGCAACAUGACACGCCCAAUGGCUGUACACGGUGCUGGCGGUGGCGUUUGGCGCCUGAAAUGGCACCCGGCUGAGAGCCGCAAGGAGCUCCUGCUGGCUGCGUGCAUGCAUAACGGAUUCCAAGUGCUGGAUUUCAUGACGGGCAAUUCGACGCUACGCAAAGUGGCGAGCUACGAUCGUCACGAUUCACUUGCGUACGAAAGUCCAGAAACAUUAAAAGUUUCGACCCUUGAUAAUAAUAAUACGACUGAUGAGCUUCUUCACGCUUUUCUUGAACCUUCUGGCGCAACUUCAGACACUUUAGAGCUUGAUUUGUGCUACGGAACACCUUCAGCUCACACGCGAGUAACUCUUCCUUCCUCUGUCGUAAAGAGAAAUGGGCAAUUACUACCAUCAACAACAACAAAUGGCGUAAAGCGCAGUCUCGAUCGGAUGAUGACAGGAGAUAAGAAGACGUCAUCUACAACAGCCAUAGCGACAUCUAUGUUAUCCAUGCGCACAAAGCCCAAGAAUCCAAUCAAGCAUGUACGAACUAGUGGCACUACAGUUACUACUAGUACUCGUAGAAAUCCAAUUGCACAGACAGUAAUCAAGAAAGAGCAGGAAACGACCAAUACAACGACAUUACAUCGAGGUCCAAAGAAGACGAAAGUAUCGCGUGAACGUCAAUUAAAGAUAAAUGCGGCGUCACGACGAUGUCGUAAGAAGCAGAAAAUGGAGCUGCAAUUUCUUCGGACACAUGUGGUAGAGCUACAAGCGGCACUGAAGGAUCAGGUGAAAUACCUGCAAGGCCAAUUAUCGCAGCAACAGCGAGCUGCACGACUCGCAAAUUUUGUCGAAGAUAGUAUUCAAAAGGUUGAAGAAAUGAGCUCUGGUGUACGACUUCAUCCGACCGUGAUGCCGGCUACUCCACUCGUGUCGUUCAGCUCGGACUUGCUACCGUUCAAAAUGGAAGACCAUAGCGGAGAAGACACGGAUGGAACGCACAGUAACGAUUCCGUAAAUCACAUUGAGACAGACGAUGCUAAUAGCGUGCACAUUAUCGACCCAUGUACAGGUUACUCGCUUAGUGACGAGCGUAAGAAGGUAUUGCUCAAUAUUUCGUCUUUUGUACGCGUCAAUAUGAGUCUGGAGAGCAGCAGUUUUGCACCGGAAGUAAUCUCGUGUCUCCCGAUUGAGAUGGAUGGCUGGCAACUACGUCUCGCCAUCACGGAGAAAAACUACACCAUUCACAACCAGAAAUUCUUUCCAUGCAAUGUAGAGGACAUGUUUGAUUUCUGCUGGGAGACAAACGUGGCUCAGAAAAUCUCGAUCAAACACGCCAAGAAGCACUACGUGGUCGUAACUCCUCUGGACAAGGAUGUUGCGCACGUGUACUCGAAGACGACAGGAAAAUGGUCACUGUAUGUACAUGGCGUGCCAAAUGUCAGCUAUAAUAGCAUUGUAUGUCGACGAUUCAUUCCAGGCGAAGACCGAGCGAUAAUCUGUCAGCAAAGCGUGCUAGAAGAGCGUGACUUUCAGGACGAAAACACGUUACCGUGGCUCUUUAAGCGGUGGGUAGUAUUCCGGCCUAAAGUCCAAGAUGGUAUUAAAGGCACCAUUGUGGAGGCAUAUCGCACCGCCAGCUACGCAACUGGGCGGCUCAUUUACAAGGAAAACAAAACGUACGACAGUUUUUGCGAGCACUUGAUCCGGCGCUACGCCGAGUCAAACACGCUGCUGGAGGGCAUGAUGGCACGUGAUAAGCGGUUCACGCAUGCAUUCGAUGCUAGCGUACGUUCGGGCGUCGAGGCUGAGUCCGCUACGGUGUCCGACCGCAUGAUCAAGGACCUGCUGCUUUUUUAA
Messenger RNA from Peronospora belbahrii, 2640 nucleotides. The record is from the annotation of a GenBank genome assembly. Lineage: Eukaryota; Oomycota; Peronosporomycetes; Peronosporales; Peronosporaceae.